Molecule: messenger RNA, 5396 nt
Organism: Pogonomyrmex barbatus (red harvester ant)
Lineage: Eukaryota; Metazoa; Arthropoda; Insecta; Hymenoptera; Formicidae
Gene: Cadps
Product: calcium-dependent secretion activator 1
Biological process (GO): synaptic vesicle exocytosis; dense core granule exocytosis
Source: RefSeq, a predicted model, not a curated record
AUGAUAGAUCCAAGUUCAUCCGAGGAGGAGAGUGAAGAGGAUCAGAGCACCCACCAUGGAGGCGGCGGUGGCGGUGGCGGCGGCCGUGCCGGCAGUGGUAGCUCUCACGGUUCCCGCCGUCAUCCCGGAAGUAUUGGAAGCGGUCCGGGUUCCGGUAGCGUUGGCUCGCUCGCCUCAGGUCUCACCGCCUCACCAGGUGGUCCAAACCAUGUGGGCCCGCCGAGUACCGCGAGCAGUCAUGGACCUGGAGGUCGUGCCGUUGCGGGAUCGCAGGACACCGCUGGGACUGGUUUGGACGUGCCCAAUCUCACCAGCGCCAGGAACUCCUUGUCGCCGUCGAUGAGCGCAGCCCAGGAUGCUGCAAAUUAUGCUCAGAGACCUACCAGUCCGUCUCCCUCGGUGGCCAGUGAGAAAACGGAAGCGGAGUUACAAGAUAAGCAAGAGAGAGAGGAAGAAGAAAGGAAAACCCGGAUCCAGCUUUACGUUUUCAUAUCUAGAUGCAUCGCUUAUCCGUUCAACGCCAAACAACCGAUGGACAUGACGCGAAGACAGAUGAAAGUAACGAAGCAGCAAUUGGAGACCAUUUGUUCUCGUUUUCAGAGUUUUUUGAAGGGCGAGACGCAGAUCAUGGCCGACGAGGCAUUCCAUAAUGCCAUACAGAAUUAUUACGACGUAUUUCUGAAGUCGGAUCGAGUGGUGCGAAUGGUGCAAAGCGGUGCAUGCUCCCAGCUCGACUUCCGCGAGGUAUUCAAGAAGAACAUCGAAAAACGUGUUCGGAGCCUCCCGGAAAUCGACGGAUUGAGCAAAGAGACUGUGCUUACGUCCUGGUUGGCCAAAUUCGAUUGCAUUUUGAAAGGUACUGGUGACGAAGACACCAAAAGGCCUUCCAGGAUGCAACAGCAGUCUUUGAACUCGGAGCUGAUACUGUCGAAGGAGCAGCUAUACGAUAUGUUUCAGCAGAUUCUUGGCAUCAAGAAGUUUGAGCAUCAGCUUCUGUUCAACGCCCUCCUGUUGGACUCAGCCGACGAACAGGCUGCCGCCAUCAGGAGGGAGCUGGACGGUCGCAUACAGAAGGUCAACGAGAUGGAGAAGAACCGCAAGCUCAUGCCCAGGUUCCUCCUAAAAGAGAUGGAGUCGCUCUACAUCGAGGAGCUCAAGUCGUCUAUCAACCUGCUAAUGACUAAUUUGGAGUCGUUACCAGUCUCCAAAGGUUCGAUAGACAGCAAAUAUGGGCUGCAGAAGCUGAAGCGCUACAACCAUCGUGGUGAGCGCUCCCGCUGCCGCGGUCAGGGUUCCCUCGCUAAACUGGAGGGCGACUCCGCCGAUUCCGAUCCCCAGCUGACGAAAAUGGACGUCGGCCUGACCUUCCAGCUGGAAGUAGUCGUAAUGGAGGUCAAGGGCCUCAAAAGCCUAGCACCCAAUAGAAUAGUUUAUUGCACCAUGGAGGUGGAGGGCGGCGAGAAGUUGCAGACCGAUCAGGCCGAGGCCUCCAAGCCUAUGUGGGACACUCAGGGUGACUUCACGACAAUGCACCCCCUGCCGGUGGUCAAGGUCAGAUUGUACACCGAGAAUCCAGCGAUGCUCGCGUUGGAGGAUAAGGAGCUGGGCAAGGUGAUCCUGCGGCCCACUCCGUUGUCGUGCAAAAUGCCAGAGUGGCAUCGCAUGAACGUGCCCAAGAACUGCGCCGAUCAGGAUCUCCGCAUAAAGAUCGCCUGCCGCAUGGACAAGCCGCUCAACAUGAAGCACUGUGGCUAUCUCUACGCGAUGGGCAAGUCCGUAUGGAAAAAGUGGAAGAAGCGGUACUUUGUGUUGGUCCAGGUCUCGCAGUACACAUUUGCGAUGUGCUCAUACAAAGAAAAGAAAAGCGAGCCGUCGGAAAUGAUGCAGCUCGAUGGCUAUACAGUGGACUAUAUCGAAUCCGUUUCUGCUAAUCUCAUAGUCGGCAUGGAUUUGGAGGGAGGAAGGUUUUUCUUCAACGCUGUGCGUGAGGGCGACAAUAUAGUGUUCGCCUCAGAUGACGAAAACGAGUGUCAUUUGUGGGUAAUGGCGAUGUACCGGGCGACUGGUCAGUCGCAUAAGCCCACCCCACCGGUCUCUGUGGCUGAUAAGAAUUCAACUAUCAGCAAGAUUCAAGGUGAUGCCGAUCGCGCGAAGAAGCAUGGUAUGGAGGAUUAUAUCAGCGCAGACCCGUGCAAGUUCGACCAUCACGUUUUAUUUAAGUAUUUGCAAAACUUGAUCCUGGACUACAGACUGAACGAUCCUUACUGUUCGCUCGGCUGGUUCUCACCUGGUCAAGUUUUUGUACUGGAUGAAUACUGCGCUAGAUAUGGCGUACGCGGAUGUUUUCGGCAUCUUUGCUAUCUUCAUGAUCUGUUGGAUAGAAUUGAUCGUGGGAUCAUGAUAGAUCCGACUUUGAUACACUUUAGUUUUGCCUUUUGUGCCACUCAUGUCUACGGCAAUACAACAUCCGCCGAUGGUGUGGGCUCGAUUACUCACGAGGAGAAAGAUAAAUUUCUCGAGAUUAAGGAACGGCUUAGGCAGAUACUCGAAAAGCAGAUCACCAACUUUAGAUAUGGUUUUCCAUUUGGACGUCCGGAAGGUGCGUUGAAGGCAACUUUAUCUCUCUUGGAACGCGUUCUCAUGAAAGACAGCGUGACGCCCGUGCCGCAGGAGGAAGUGAAAGCGCUGAUAAAGAAUUGCUUGGAAACGGCGGCGCUAGUAAAUUAUACGAAAUUGUCCGCCGAAGCGAAGAUUGAGGAUGAUCUCAGUGGCGAGGUGUGCGUGCCUCCCAGCAAGAAGCUGGAGGAUCUCAUACAUCUCGCCGAGUUGUGCGUUGAUUUGCUCCAGCAAAACGAAGAACAUUAUUCGGAGGUUGUACCGCAGGCGUUCGCCUGGUUUAGCGAUCUUAUGGUGGAGCACGCCGAGAUCUUCUGGUCGCUAUUCGCUGUCGACAUGGAUAAAGUACUCGCAGAGCAACCGCCAGAUACGUGGGACAGCUUCCCGCUGUUUCAGAUACUGAACGAUUAUCUCAGGACCGACGAUAAUUUGAAAAAUGGAAGAUUUCAUCAGCAUUUGCGCGACACAUUCGCACCGUUAGUGGUGCGUUAUGUUGACUUAAUGGAAACGUCGAUCGCUCAAUCGAUUCAUAAGGGCUUCGAAAAGGAGCGAUGGGAAAUCAAGGGCAACGGUUGCGCCACAUCCGAGGAUCUCUUCUGGAAGUUAGAUGCGUUGCAAUCGUUCAUCGGUGGAUUGCACUGGCCUGAUCAGGAGUUUAGACAACAUCUUGAGCAGAGAUUGAAGCUAAUGGCAUGCGACAUGGUGGAGUCGUGCAUUCAAAGGACCGACGCGGCCUUCCAACAGUGGCUUAAGAAAGGCGUGACUUUCAUCUCUACAGAUUACAUCAUACCGUCGGAAAUGUGCGCUAUGGUGAACGUUAUUUUGGAUGCCAAGAAUCAGAGUUUUAAGCUUUGUACUGUCGAUGGUGUCGAUGUGCAUCAAUAUCAUGCCAAGAUUGAUGACAUGAUUGAAAAAACAUCAGCGGGAAUGAAUCAAGGAAUGAUUAAUAAGCUUAUAACGGUAUUAGAAGCGACGCUUUCUAAAUUAUCUCGUUAUGACGAGGGUUCUCUUAUUGGCUCCAUUCUCAGUCUUACGAAAGUAUCAGGAAGUGGGAAGGAAAUGGGACAGGCUUAUGUAAACUUUAUGAGAAACUGUAUGGAUCAGAUUCGCAGCAAAGUCCUCGAUGAAUUGUGGAUCUUGACUUUCUUUGAGCAAUGGUACACGGCGCAGAUACAAAUGCUGUGUAACUGGUUGUCUGAGAGACUUGAUCAUAGCUUGCAUUUGUAUCAAUGUACCUGCUUAGCUCAUAUUGUGAAAAAGAUCUACUCAGACUUUGAGCUUCAAGGUGUCAUGGAGGAGAAACUCAACACGAAGACAUAUCAGACUAUAGACAAGAGGAUGAAGACGGAAGAAGCAACUUGUGCCUUAACCAUGAGCGCUCAGAACGAAGAAGGGCUUUCGGAGAAUGGCAAUGAUGACGAGGUGGAGAGACCUAAGACAAAAGUGACGAUCGUUGAAACGAUAACGGAAGACGCGAAUUACGUGGCUAAUCUAAGCAACGUCACUUCGAACGUUGUCGGCAAAGUCGGUAGCAUGUUUGGCAAGGGCAUCGGCGGUCUUUCUACAAAAUUCGGCUCAGCCAGCAAUUGGUUCUAGUUAUUGUUUCUAGCACUCUGCCAGUAAACCUUACAUUCGACUAGUACGUUCCUUCGUCUAAAUAAGGGGUUGCGAACGGGAAGACUUCUAAAGGCAUAGACAGUACCCUAUAGGCAGUACGAUGAUCUAGAGUUUUGUCCAUAUAAACGAAUGGUACGAUUAAACGAUGCAAUCGAUCAGAUCAGUUGGCUUUUAUCGUCUAGCAAAUUAUUUUUGGUUUUAUUGCGGAUUUCUCUUUGAGAAAGGCUUUCGGCCGUUCUCCGCGACGUCCGACGCGCGGAACUACAAAAUUACUUACUGAUUAAUCAUGAUCGAAGAACUGUAAUUGUUAAUACCAUUUAUGUUUACUUAGUCGUAGUUUUCGAAUUUAAAAUAAUAAUGCAUAUUAGACGUAACAACACGCGCGUUGAGAAUUACAAACUUGUUGUCGGCUCGUUUCAAUUAACCGUUUAUGUUUGAUCUCAGGUAAUAGCGAAAAUAUAGGCAAAAUAUAUUCGGAAAGGCUGAUUGUGCAAGAAUAUACGCACGAUAUAGACGAGAGUAAACGCGUAGAUAUCUAAUCAUAUUACAAAGGUAUAUGUAUAUAAACGUACAUGUGCAUAUGCAACGUGUAAUUAUGAGGUAUUCAUACAUUCUGUCGUGGUCUGCAUGCGCCAGGCUAACGUCGUUGAUAUUUAUAUAUUUAGCUGAAUUGUCAGAGCACAGAAUGCAGAUGCAGAUUUUUCCUAGUCUGUGUACCGCGAGUUGCUUUUGCGGAUUUAGUUGUCGAAGGAUAAGAGCACGGACACGUAUUUCGCGUAAGUUGAAAGAGAUUCUCGGGUCGAUUGCAACGUUACUUGGAUGCAGGAUGUGGGACCGCGAGAGAUAAAAACGUGAAAAAUCCCAGAACAUAGAAAAGAGAAAAAUGGGUCGGAAAGAGAACCGCGAUUAAAACGAAACUGCUUACCGAGUUAAUUUUGCAACCAACGAGGCAAUGCUUUUUCAACUGUUAGGUACGAUCGCUGUUAUCUGUUGGAUGACCAUUCGCCUGAUACCCGAACGGAAGAUCUCGUAUUAUCAUCAAAAUUUGUUACGAAACGAAAAUAAGAAAAAUAAGGAAGAGACAAGUUGUGACAGAAAAUACAACAUACGAGAUGGCAAAAAUUCUGUCAAAAAUUUCAAGCACAGCUUUUUGUGAAUCCAAA